GUCUAACAACGAUUUCGUUUAAUAAUAAGUGCAGUCAUAUUUUUUAACAAACAAAAUUAUUUAUAAACAAAAAUGGCGCUUGUGCCUACAUCUUAUGACGGUUUCCCGCGUGAACUCGAUCGCAGAUAUUACUAUUCUCCAUACGAUUUCCAACAAUAUCCCUAUCUCUGGGACGACGCAAGGUUAUCGUGGCCCACUACCGAUCAUUUACUUCGUCCACUGGAUGACCUGGUAACACGUCGUGUUCGAAAUCAACUAAUACAGUCAUCAUUAUUGGACUGGAGAUAUCCGAUGCGAUGGGAUAAUUACUAUGCCGGAGAGCGUGUACAUGUGGAUGAAAAGGGCUUCCAAGUGGACAUUGAUGUGCGUCAAUUUAAGCCCCAUGAGAUUGUGGUGAAAACAACUGACAACUAUGUGGUUGUACAGGGAAAUCACGAGAAGCGAAACGACGGUAAUGGACUAGUCGAACGACACUUUAUUCGAAAAUACUUACUGCCACGGGGAUUUAAUGCCAACGAUGUAAUUUCCAAUCUUUCAUCGGAUGGUAUUUUGACCAUUAAAGCUCCACCUCCGCCACCAACAAAAUAUUAUGCUCCAAAUGAGCGCCUGGUUCGCGUACAUGAAACAGGAAAACUGGCAUUGCCCUGGAAGUGAAGAAGUUACCACAAACAUAAAUAAAUUAUGUACCUAUAAAUUUUUGUAUUUGUUGUAAAAAGUGCACAAAAUUCAAUGCUAUUUAGUCACAAAUGUGCCCAAAGAAAGUGAAAAAUAGAUCCAAUAGAUAUGUGCAUAUGUAUAUGUAUAUAAAAUUAGUUUCAAGAUGUUUGUAAGUACAAACGCGAAAUAAAUACGUAAGUCAUCAAAAUUUA
Molecule: messenger RNA, 869 nt
Organism: Anastrepha obliqua
Lineage: Eukaryota; Metazoa; Arthropoda; Insecta; Diptera; Tephritidae
Product: heat shock protein 27
Exons: 1
Coding region: 73-654 (193 amino acids)
Biological process (GO): response to heat; protein refolding
Molecular function (GO): protein folding chaperone
Source: RefSeq, a predicted model, not a curated record